Erinaceus europaeus (western European hedgehog) is the source of this 1545-nucleotide messenger RNA. It is a transcript of the gene AHSG, whose product is annotated as alpha 2-HS glycoprotein. Gene Ontology annotation, molecular function: cysteine-type endopeptidase inhibitor activity. The transcript is spliced from 7 exons. NCBI's taxonomy places the organism in Eukaryota, Metazoa, Chordata, Mammalia, Eulipotyphla, Erinaceidae. Gene Ontology annotation, cellular component: extracellular matrix; blood microparticle; extracellular region. The coding region runs from base 84 to 1157 and encodes 357 amino acids. Gene Ontology annotation, biological process: negative regulation of endopeptidase activity. The record is from RefSeq and is a predicted model, not a curated record.
UUCUGCUUUUCCUAGCAGAGCACCUGGUUGGCCCAGAAGCCUCCGGCCACCCGCCUGCCUGCUAGGACCUCUCUGGAGCAGCCAUGAAGUUCCUAGUCCUGCUCUUGUGCCUUGUGCAGCUCUGGACCUGCCAGGCUGUCCCUCUUGCCACAGAUCUGGGAUAUAGGCAACCCAACUGUGACGACCCUGAAACAGAGCAAGUAGCCCAGGUGGCCAUUGACUACCUCAAUAGCAAUGUUCUUUGGGGCUACAAACACACCUUGAACCAGAUCGACAAAGUGAAAGUGUGGCCUCGGAGACCCAUGGGAGAGGUGUAUGAGCUUGAAAUAGAUACGCUGGAAACCACCUGCUAUGCACUAGACCCCACCCCCUUGGCAAACUGCAGCGUGAGGCAGCUAGCAGAGCAUGCUGUGGAAGGUGACUGUGAUUUUCAUGUGCUGAAAAUGAAUGGCCAGCUUACGGUGUUAUUUGCAAAAUGUCAUUCCAGUCCAGAUUCUGCAGAGGACGUUCUCAAGGUGUGUCCAAACUGCCCCCUGCUGGCUCUGCUGAAUGACACCCAUGUGGUGCACGCAGUAGACGUGGCACUGAAAACCUUCAAUGCUCAGAGCAACGGCUCCUACUAUAAGCUUGUGGAAACUUCCCGGGGUCAACGGGUGCUCCUGCCACCUUCUACUUAUGUGGAAUUUGCAGUUGCUGCCACUGAUUGUGCUGCGAAAGAUGUCACAGACCCAGCCAAUUGCAACUUGUUGUCUGAAAAGCAAUAUGGCUUCUGUAAGGCAACCGUCUUUGAGAAGGUCGGUGGGGAAGAUGUUGAGGUGGCCUGCACCCUGUUCCAGGCACAGCCCCAACCAGGUGCUAUGAAAGAGGCAGGCCCCACCACUGCAGUGGAUUUGGCUGAAACCCCACGUCCUCCAGUCCUGGGUGCCCAGAUGGUAGGUGCCUGGCUGGUAGGUGCCAAGAUGGCAGGACCUCCCCAGGGAGUCCAGGUGCACCGGGCACAUUACGACCUGCGUGAUACCUUUGCCGGGGUGCCGUCUCACGGGUCAGGUUCAUUUGAAACACUGGACUUGAAGAAAAAACAUGAAGUAAGAGUCACUGUUGGUGGUAGUGCAGGGUUCUCUCCAUGCCCAGGAAGAAUCAGACACUUUAAGGUCUAGAUGAAGUUGAAUGAUGAAGGUUUGGCAAGGAGGACAUAGAUACCAUUGUAUCCAAGUCUAUGUAUGGGUAGAGACUUUGCCUACUAUCCAAGCAAGUACUACAUGUGGCCUAGACUUUACAAGUUUUUUGAAUCCCAGAUUCUCUUUAUGCCUGGGAGGACAGAAUCAGAGGAGAUGAUAGUUAUGUUUGAUGGGAGUGUUAAGGCUGGCAAUGUGGCUGUCAUUGUUUAGAUGCUAAACCAUAAGCAGUAUAUUCUCUUACUUCUGGUUGACCUAAAAACACCAUUGGAACUGAGACUUUGAAAGGUGCUGUUGUCAUGUUAAUGUCUGCUUCUUAAUAAAAGGUUCUGAAGGACUUAAUAACAAUUCAAAAAAGGUUCUAAGCUGA